CCCCCUUAAUCUUUUAACUCCUGUAUACUUGCUGUAGAGCAUUAGAUCCUGCUAUAUAGUUAAAAGAUAAGAGACCAGUUAUUCUUUUGUAAGGAAGAACUGCCUUAUACCAUUUUUUUAAACUAACCCAGGUCACACCACUUAUAAUCUAAAUUUGCUUGACUGCAGUUUACUCAAUGGAGUGGGAAGAAAAAGGAGAAACAAUUAUCUAGUUGGUUAUUUUAGGAGUAUACAGUUAAGAUAAUGAAUGCUGCAUCACGAACAACUAACAUCAACUUAGUCCCUAUUUCCCCAAAGAAAAAUAGUGGUAUUUCAGGGAAAAAAAAAAAAACAGAUUUAAAACUUAACUACUGACUGGUCAGAUCGCUCAAUCUUAAGUCUGUUUCUUCUGCUCUAACAGGAAGGUCACUGCCCUCCUACAUCACAGGUGUGCUGUGAGGAUGGAAUGGGCUAUAAUAGCACGUGUAAGGUACUAGUUUAUGAUUCCUUUUCCUAAAUGAGACUCCUUAUCAGUCCAUAUGCUUCCCUAAAAUCUUUUCACCCUUUGGGUAUUACCAAGUCCUUUCUACAAGGAAACGAUCUUAACAGGAAGCAAUUCGAGACUAUUAGGAGGAGAAGCCAUGCUUUAGAGAGGCAAUCAACCGGUCAAUUGUCUUAAGCCAUGGGGCUCUUCUGGUCCUCUAAAGUAGUUUACUACAGUAGUAAGUGGCAGCUUAGCACAGUGGCUAUGCAAAAGGGAGGCAGCACCAGGAUGACAUACUGACAUGCCACAAAUUUAAAAUCCCUCGAAACCUCGUGGAUGUACAGAGGUGUGAAGAUGAAAAGCUAAAGGGCGGAGAUCUUGGGGCACUCAAAUGCGGCUUCCACGGGUCCCACUUCAGAUGGUGCCUGGGCAAUGCACUGAAAGGCGGACAUGGUCCAACUACCUGGAGAAACCGAAGGCCGUCGUUUUCUAGCAAAGCCAGCCUGCCAGGAAGGGUUACAGAAGCGGGAGUGAUCUCUUCGCUCCCGACCUGACCAAAAGCCCCUCUAGUUCCUCUCGAACAAGGAAGCGGAAAUCCUGACUUCGGGAAUAAGGUUAUUUCUAAACCUUCAUGCAGCCUAACCCAGCCUCGGGGGAGGUUGGGCAUUGACGUCUCCGUGAAUUAGCAAUGGUGGGAGGAGAGAGUUUGACGCUGGUUCCCAGGAGUUCAGUGUCCCUGUCACAAAGCCACUCCGACACAGCUGACCACUCAGGACCGGCAAUGGAGGAGGGCAGCGCCUGCGUACCGGACCCAAAAGUAACCGAAGACGCCUGCGCAGUGACGGAGUGACUGGAGACCCAAGAGAGCGGCUGCGCACUAAAAAAAGGAGGUGUGGAAGGAGGCUCCCACGCUGUGAGCCAGUCUGCGCCUGCGCAGUGGAGGCAGCUCAGGGAAGUGGUGGUGGCGGUGGUAGUGGCGGUGGCGCGAUGGAGCCGGAGGAGCACAGGAACGAGCUAGUGUCAGCCGAGGGCCGGAACAGGAAAGCUGUGCUGUGUCAGCGCUGUGGAUCUCGGGUGCUGCAGCCCGGGGCCGCUCUCUUCUCACGCAGACAGCUGUUCCUUCCCUCCAUGAGGAAGAAGCCAGCUCUGGCUGAUGGCAGCAAUCCAGAAGGUGACUUCCUUCAAGAACACUGGCUGGUUGAUGACAUGUUCACCUUUGAGAACGUGGGCUUCACCAAAGACGUAGGGAACGUCAAAUUUCUGGUCUGCGCAGAUUGUGAAAUUGGACCCAUCGGCUGGCACUGCCUGGAUGACAAAAAUAGUUUCUAUGUGGCUUUGGAGAGGGUUUCCCACGAGUGACUAAGGGAUCUCCAGCAGCAGCUUCCCAUGCUGGAAGCAUCUCCCCAAAACAGCAGUCAUUCUAACCUGAUAUAACUGUUCUGCUGCUUUCUUCUCUAUACUAAUGUAAAGUUGUGAGUACCACAAUGUCUACUUGAACAUACAAAGGGUUUACCCUAACUUGCUUCCUUGAAACCUCAAGUGCACACGUCUCACAUAGUUCUCCCUGUAGCACAACACUUCCUCCUCUUCCUUUCUAGUUAGUGAUGUGGGAAGCCAGGUGCCUUCCAGAAUUUAUCUACUGGCGUGGCCCUGUGUUUCUUAUCCAGGUGCUACUUUUUGUUUCCUGCUCUAGGUUGACAGUCAGAUUUUUACUGUUCUGAUUUGUUUGACCCCUUUUAGCUUUUGAAAUUAUGUGGUUUCUUGUCAAUGGUCUAAUCCCACACUUAGAAUAUAUGAAUAGAGAAUUAAAUUUUUAGCACAUUUUGGCAACCACCACAAAGAAAAGUAAUUUACCAGAUGUGUCAAAAGAUUCUCCCUUGAGUAUUAAGAUGGAGAGCAUAUAAAGGAGGAACCACUGCUAACUUGCAUGUGAAGUUUACAAGCUUGGCUCAUGUCUGAACAGAUGACUUGAGUCCUUUCAUCAUGGGAAGAACUUUGUCUAAAGAAAGCAGCAUCGGCACAAUUAUUGAAUCUAAUGGACCUGGUGCAGGGCAAGAAUUCUUGGUGGGAUGGGAAUUUUACUUAUCUUUUAACACUUACCAUCCUAACAAAUUCCAUCCAGUGACCUGUAUUCUUAUUCAAGUGAAUUUAUGUUUCCUGACUACUAGGAAAACUCUUGGCCCUUCUGGUUUGGUGCUGGUCCAAGAGGGCAUUAAAAAUGAAUGAGUUGGUGUA
This is a messenger RNA of Antechinus flavipes (yellow-footed antechinus), 2698 nucleotides long. It is a transcript of the gene RABIF, whose product is annotated as RAB interacting factor. The coding region runs from base 1451 to 1822 and encodes 123 amino acids. Gene Ontology annotation, biological process: small GTPase-mediated signal transduction; post-Golgi vesicle-mediated transport. NCBI's taxonomy places the organism in Eukaryota, Metazoa, Chordata, Mammalia, Dasyuromorphia, Dasyuridae. The transcript has 2 exons. Gene Ontology annotation, molecular function: guanyl-nucleotide exchange factor activity; zinc ion binding. Gene Ontology annotation, cellular component: membrane; cytosol. The record is from RefSeq and is a predicted model, not a curated record.